This is a messenger RNA of Sorex fumeus (smoky shrew), 1078 nucleotides long. RefSeq names its product prohibitin 1 (gene PHB1). The coding region runs from base 165 to 983 and encodes 272 amino acids. The record is from RefSeq and is a predicted model, not a curated record. Lineage: Eukaryota; Metazoa; Chordata; Mammalia; Eulipotyphla; Soricidae. Gene Ontology annotation, biological process: mitochondrion organization. The transcript has 7 exons. Gene Ontology annotation, cellular component: mitochondrion; membrane.
CGGCUGAGGAAUUCAUGUGGAGGUCAGAGUAGGAGCAGGUGAGAAUGGAGGGGAGCAGCCCUGGCCGGCUGCGGACGCCUUUGCAGUCCAUCUCUGCAUUCCCUUUCGCUCUUUGAGCAAGCGGGCUGCGUGUGUAGGUGUGAGUGGGUUCAGCAGAAGGAGACAUGGCUGCCAAAGUGUUUGAGUCCAUUGGCAAGUUCGGCCUGGCUUUAGCUGUUGCAGGAGGCGUGGUGAACUCGGCCUUGUACAAUGUGGACGCUGGGCAUAGAGCUGUCAUCUUUGACCGAUUUCGUGGCGUGCAGGACAUUGUGGUGGGGGAAGGGACGCACUUCCUCAUUCCUUGGGUGCAGAAACCGAUCAUCUUCGAUUGCCGCUCUCGGCCUCGUAACGUGCCGGUGAUCACAGGCAGCAAAGAUUUACAGAAUGUCAACAUCACCCUGCGCAUCCUCUUCCGGCCGGUGGCCAGCCAGCUGCCGCGCAUCUACACCAGCAUCGGCGAAGACUACGAUGAGCGUGUGCUGCCGUCCAUCACCACAGAGAUCCUCAAGUCUGUGGUGGCUCGCUUUGAUGCUGGUGAGCUGAUCACCCAGAGGGAGCUGGUCUCCAGGCAGGUGAGCGAUGACCUGACGGAACGAGCCGCCACCUUCGGGCUUAUCCUGGACGACGUGUCCCUGACGCAUCUGACCUUCGGGAAGGAGUUCACAGAAGCAGUAGAAGCCAAGCAGGUGGCUCAGCAGGAAGCAGAGAGGGCCAGAUUUGUGGUGGAAAAGGCCGAGCAGCAGAAGAAGGCGGCCAUCAUCUCUGCCGAAGGCGACUCCAAGGCGGCCGAGCUGAUCGCCAACUCGCUGGCCACCGCAGGGGACGGCCUGAUCGAGCUGCGCAAGCUGGAGGCGGCCGAGGACAUCGCCUACCAGCUUUCCCGCUCCCGGAACAUCACCUACCUGCCCGCCGGACAGUCGGUGCUCCUGCAGCUGCCCCAGUGAGGCCGGUGACACCUCCCUCCGGCCCCUCCCCCACGCCCCUACCCCAGAAAUCACUGUGACGAUUUCGUGAUUGGCUUCGAGUGAAGGAAAUAAAA